Messenger RNA from Spodoptera littoralis (African cotton leafworm), 716 nucleotides. NCBI's taxonomy places the organism in Eukaryota, Metazoa, Arthropoda, Insecta, Lepidoptera, Noctuidae. The record is from the annotation of a GenBank genome assembly.
CAGAAGAUGCCGGCCAAAAACGUCAGCGUCCUCGUGACAUGUCUCUCGCGGAGCCACCACACACCAUGGAGAUAGCACAGAUCCUGAUAUCAUUGCUCCACGCGUGGGGCCUGGACCCAGACCUGGACAGGGUCUGCGAGUCCAAACUUGGAUUGCUGAGGCCUAUGGUACCAGUCUGCUUCGGUGUGGUCUCCCGUCAUGGCCACAUGGCUGUCCAGCUCCCUACAUGGCUCGGUAGCUGGUCCGCCGCCUGCGCUUCAGCUCCUGACGACCCGUUACUCAUCACUUCAGAUCUUCCACCUGAGCUGGUUCGCCAGGAGAAGUUGACCAGACCCUCAACCAGGAACUCCUCAUCGUGGGCAGCAGACGAGGAGAGAGAGGAACAGCUGGCCGCCCAGCAGGCCCACAUCAAGCAAGGAUGGUCUCUAUUAGCUACGCUACACUGUGUAUUAUUGCCUGACAAGGUUGUCGCUGCAGGAGCGAAGAGUUUUAAGCGUCCACAAGUGGAGAUGUUGGCUCGACGCUGGCAACAUCACUGUCUGGAGGUACGUGAGGCUGCGCAGGCGCUGCUACUGGCUGAACUUGGCAGACCGGCGGCGUUCAUAACGACGAUGGCCCGCGAGGUGGCGCGCUGCGCGGCGGCGGCGCAGUCGGGGCAGCCGUCGGCCGCCUACCUGGCGCUGCACAAGGGACGCGCCGAGGUAUGUUCGGUCUAG